Tuber melanosporum (Perigord truffle) is the source of this 1605-nucleotide messenger RNA. RefSeq lists its product as uncharacterized. The transcript has a single exon. Gene Ontology annotation, biological process: spliceosomal complex disassembly. Bases 39 to 1193 code for a protein of 384 amino acids. Gene Ontology annotation, cellular component: spliceosomal complex. The record is from RefSeq and is a predicted model, not a curated record. Gene Ontology annotation, molecular function: RNA binding. Lineage: Eukaryota; Fungi; Ascomycota; Pezizomycetes; Pezizales; Tuberaceae.
CCAUCACCUCAACCGCCUCCCACUCAACUACCACAAUCAUGCCUUCCACAGAAUCCGAUGCAGCGUCUUACGCCGCCACCAGCGAAACCGACUUCUACGAGCUCCUCGAGCUCCCCUCCUCCAACACCCCCUUGACCCCCUCCCUCCUCCGAAAAUCCUACCGCAAGGCCUCCCUAAAAUGGCAUCCAGACAAGAACCCCUCCCCCGAGGCCGCAGAGAUAUUCUACCUCCUAUCAAUAGCCUACGAUGUCCUCUCAGACCCGGCGACGCGAGCAGUAUACGACAACGCACGCAAUGCGCGGUUAGCGCGAAAACGAAGGAAUGAGGCAUUCGAUGUGAAUCGCAAGCGGAUGCAGGAGGAACUGGAGAGUCGGGAAAGAGGGGCUAAGAAGGCUAGAACUGACGGUGAGGAUGCGGAGGAGCGGUUUCGCCGGCAGUUGGAAAAAUUGAGGGCUGAAGGAGCAGAGUUAAGGAGGAAGAGGGAGGGGGCGAUGAGGGCUGCGGUGGAGGAGGAGGAGAAGGGAGGGGAGGAGGAAGGAGAGGCCAUGGCCGAUGGGGAUGGGGGAAGCAAUGGCGGGAGUAGAUUCUCAGAAAUCGAUCGCACAUUGAGAGUCCGCUGGAAGCUCAAGGGAAACGAACACUUCGACGAGCAACACCUCCGCAGCAUAUUCUCAAAAUACGGUGCGAUACAGGACUGCGUUGUCCCGCCUACAAAAUCGGAGAAGGAAAAGAAGCUUAAGUCCGCAUUGAUAGUCUUCACCUCCAUCGUGGCCGCCCACGCCGCAUUUCACGACCCCCUCGACUCACGGCUCAAAGACCUCGUCUGGGCAAGCGGCAAAGAACCAGACAUCUCUCACAACCACCACCACUACCACCCCACCCCCGAACCCCACACACCACCGCCGCCCAAGCCGAAACAACAAACUCCAAAAGACCCCCCAAAACCACCCACCCUAGCAAGACCCACCACUACCACUACCAAGGAUCCUAAACUCAAUAGGGUUCCCUCCUUUGCUAGCUUCUCCGGGACACCGAGAGGAUCUCCGUCUAACAGGAGUGCCAUCGCGCAGAGUCCGGAUUACGAGAGUAUUACGCUCAUGCGCAUGAGGGCUGCGGAGAAGGCGAAGAUUGAGGCUAGGAUAAGGAAGGAGGAGGAAGAGGAAGCUGCUGCGCUGGAGGAGCGGGAGGUAUGAGAUUCAUUAUCUCCUUCAGGUUGUUUUGCCGGGUUUUCGGGGGGGGGGGUUUCUCCAAUGAUACAAGUAUGGUGGAUGAGUUUCCUAAGACUUUUUCCCCCGCCCCAACAGCAGCACAUUAGAAUGGGAUUGCUGGGGCUUAAUAGAUGUAUUAUUGCAAGCAAUUUACUCACUAGCCUAGUUUACAGCGAUCAAAAGUGUAUCGUAUCAUAAAAAUACUUCGUUUGUUGUAUCAUAGAGUAACUACAGUGUGCUACAGUAUCAUACGGUGAGUAUUCACCCCAACCCAUCCACCCAUGAGCAAUCACGCGGAAAAAGAAAAGCCCAAUUUUUUUUGUUUUUCGUUCCACUCGUCCGUUAGCCAAGGCCGGAACACAAUUCAAAGCUAUGAUAAGUCCGUGAAGAAAAAAAA